CGUAAACAGUUGACCUUCUUCCUCCAUUCUCGUUAAGAAGGGGAAAAUAAAAUAAUGAUCGCGGCGCAGAAAAUAGCUGGUUUGACAGCAACAACUCAAGUUGUUCCAAACUUCAUAGCCCCUGUGGUACCUCUUCUAACAAAACAUCUAGAGAAAAUAUAUGUACCUAAAGCGAAACCGGGCAUCCAGCCUUUGCCAAAAGCUGCCUUCUUAGCCUCGGCACAAAUAACUGGACCAGCCCAAGUGAGGUAUUCACACACAGAUAUUCGAGUACCAAAGCUAGACGAUUAUCGCCGGCCAAGCAAUGUCUCAAAUACAGACAAAAACGAGGGUGGUCCCCAGGCCAAGACUUUCACAUAUAUUUUUGCAGGAGGAUUUGGGGCAGCUGGCGCACUGUUGGGAAAGGAUGUUGUUAAUGGUGUAAUUUCGUAUAUCAGUGCUGCGAAGGACAUUGUUGCUCUGGCGAAGAUCGAAAUCGGUCUCAGUGACAUCCCUGAGGGAAAAACGAUGACCUUCAAAUGGCAGGGAAAGCCGCUGUUUGUACGUCACAGGACAGCUGAUGAGAUUGAAGAGGUUCGGUCUGUGGAUAUGGCUGCAUUGCGUGACCCACAACCGGAUGAGGAAAGAACCCAGAAUCCCAAGUGGCUCAUCUGCAUAGGAAUAUGCACACAUCUUGGAUGCGUGCCAGUAGCAGAAGCCGGUGACUUCAACGGCUAUUAUUGCCCUUGCCACGGAUCCCACUACGAUGCUUCUGGACGUAUCAGGAAGGGCCCCGCUCCUCUCAACCUUGAUAUACCGUAUUACGAGUUUAUGGAUGAUGAAACAGUCGUUGUUGGGCAGUAGUGUUACGAUGGGACUAUUUGUUUUGUUGGACAAGACUAUGUAAUUGUUGAGUUAUUUAUAAAAGAUCUUGUGUGUUGACAACUUCGGAUAUUUCCCUUAAAUAAUGUAAAAGAAAAAAAAACAGUAAUAUUUAUAAAAAAAAAUGUUGAAGUAGAUUUUCAAGUUCUCGUAUGUGACAUAAUAUAAAAGAUAUAUCAAUUAAUAGAUGUUAAUAACAACUGUUAGUAAAAACUGUUAGUAAAUUUUUAUUUCUCCAUUUAAGAAUUGUGAUAGUUUUAACAUUUUGCUGUAAUAAAUUUUUGAACAGUG
This is a messenger RNA of Mya arenaria, 1152 nucleotides long. RefSeq names its product cytochrome b-c1 complex subunit Rieske, mitochondrial-like. The transcript has 4 exons. Bases 55 to 843 code for a protein of 262 amino acids. Gene Ontology annotation, molecular function: 2 iron, 2 sulfur cluster binding; quinol-cytochrome-c reductase activity. Lineage: Eukaryota; Metazoa; Mollusca; Bivalvia; Myida; Myidae. The record is from RefSeq and is a predicted model, not a curated record. Gene Ontology annotation, cellular component: membrane. Gene Ontology annotation, biological process: mitochondrial electron transport, ubiquinol to cytochrome c.